This is a messenger RNA of Sinocyclocheilus anshuiensis, 1561 nucleotides long. RefSeq names its product arf-GAP with dual PH domain-containing protein 1-like. Gene Ontology annotation, cellular component: cytoplasm; intracellular membrane-bounded organelle; plasma membrane. The transcript has 10 exons. Gene Ontology annotation, molecular function: phosphatidylinositol bisphosphate binding; GTPase activator activity; phosphatidylinositol-3,4,5-trisphosphate binding. The record is from RefSeq and is a predicted model, not a curated record. Gene Ontology annotation, biological process: positive regulation of GTPase activity. NCBI's taxonomy places the organism in Eukaryota, Metazoa, Chordata, Actinopteri, Cypriniformes, Cyprinidae. The annotation marks the transcript as partial.
CGGGACAGCUCCCUCCUGCGCGAUCUCCGGCAGCGAGCCGGUAACGAGCUGUGCGCGGACUGCGGCGCUGCAGAGCCGGAUUGGGUGUCCGUGACGCUGGGUGUGUUCGUGUGUCAGGGAUGCUCGCUCAUCCACAGAAGCAUUGAAAGCCUCAGCCAGGUGAAGUCAGUGCUGCAGGACACAUUUGAAGAUAAAGAAAUCGAGUUUAUCACAUCUAUGGGGAAUGAAGCAGCAAAGGCCAAGUACGAACAGCAAGCUCCUCCGUUUUAUCACCGGCCCUCCCACACAGACUGCAGGAUUUUGAGGGAGCAGUGGAUCAGAGCCAAGUAUGAGAGACAGGAGUUUAUACACAUCGAGAAACAAGAGCCUUAUUCAGCAGAUAUUUCUUUAAUCUUCCAGGCGAGAGAACCAAAGGCCAUAAUGAGGAUUGAAACCCUAAAUGCUACUUUCCAGCCGGCUAAAAUAGGAAACCCCUACGGCCUGCAGAUCACCUAUCUGAGAGACAACAGCACCAGGAAUAUCUUUGUGUACCAUGAGGACAGUAAGGAAAUGGUGGACUGGUUCACUGCGAUCCGGGCAGCCCGGUUUCAUUACCAGAAGGUGGCAUUUCCUGGAGCUAAUGAUGAGGACCUGGUACCCAGACUGACAAGAAACUUCAUGAAGGAGGGUUUCAUGGAGAAAACAGGCCCAAGGCACACAGAGGGCUUUAAGAAAAGAUGGUUUACGAUGGAUGAUAGGAGACUAAUGUACUUUAAAGAUCCCUUGGAUGCAUAUGCACGUGGCGAGGUGUUCAUCGGCAGUAAGGAGAACAGGUAUACUGUGGUAUCCGGGCUGCCGCCCUCGAUCCAGGGAUACCACUGGAAGUACGGGAUCACCAUUGAAACCCCAGACAGGAAGUUCCUGUUUGCUUGUGAAACCGAGGCAGAGCAGAAGGACUGGAUCGCAGCCUUUCAGAGAGUCGUCAACCGUCCCAUGAUGCCGCAGGAGUACGCAGUUGAGGCUCAUUUCAAGCACAAGCCUUGAUGCUGGCUGUAAACCUGCCUGUAAGUGCUGUAUGCUGCAGGCGGCACUGACUGGACAAUGAACAGCUGUUCUGUCUCAUGAAGCGCUCCGGACAGAGCGAGUACCUUCCUAUCUUGAUUUAGUACUGACUGGACUGUGCUGAAGACGUCUUCAUCGUGAGGCUUGCUUAUAACCAAAGCAGACGUCCCGGGUUCAGCCGUCAGCCGAGCUACUGUACAAAUAUGGCAUGUGAAUGUUGUCCAUCGCUCUUAAACAUAACAUUUAAUCUGUAAAUCACAAGUACUAAACACCACGGUGCGUUCUGACUGAUGUUAUUUAUUGGAUUUUACAUGCAAAUGCUGCUGUGAAGCUUAGAUGAUCCCCAGACACUACACAACACCACACCACUCCGAGUGUCUUUUCUGAUCAUCUAGGGCUUUCGUUUGCCGUUAUUGAUCAUUUAAAUGUGUGAAAACCAUGUUAGGACACCUAUGUAUGCGUACUGUAUGUGAGCCUGGAGCACAAAAGCAGUCUUAAGUCGCUGGGGUAUAUUUGUAGC